Peniophora sp. CBMAI 1063 is the source of this 351-nucleotide messenger RNA. NCBI's taxonomy places the organism in Eukaryota, Fungi, Basidiomycota, Agaricomycetes, Russulales, Peniophoraceae. The record is from the annotation of a GenBank genome assembly.
AUGCUGCGACUGGACACAGCGUACCAAGGUCGUCUCGAGCUCGAAGCGCAGGUGGGAUGGCUCAUCAACUACGUGAGGGAGCUCGAGCGAGAGAAAGAUGCGCUUGAAGAGAGUUGCGAGAGGAAGGAUGCCGAGUAUGCGUUCCAGAUGGGGAAGAUGCGGGCGUCUAUUGCACAUUUGCUCCCUCGGUUCGACGCACUCCACGAAAAGGUCUCUCGAAUACCGGGAAUGCUCCACGCGGUUCUGACGCAGCGUGGUUCUGUGAGGGAUAGGGAGGAGCAACGACAAUCGGCGCUUACCGACACAAUCAACUCAACUGGCGGUGGAACUGCGGACGAGACGGCGCAUUGA